This is a messenger RNA of Daktulosphaira vitifoliae (grape phylloxera), 2104 nucleotides long. It is a transcript of the gene MED15, whose product is annotated as mediator of RNA polymerase II transcription subunit 15. The transcript has 13 exons. Gene Ontology annotation, biological process: regulation of DNA-templated transcription. The coding region runs from base 138 to 1832 and encodes 564 amino acids. Gene Ontology annotation, molecular function: transcription coregulator activity. The record is from RefSeq and is a predicted model, not a curated record. NCBI's taxonomy places the organism in Eukaryota, Metazoa, Arthropoda, Insecta, Hemiptera, Phylloxeridae.
AAAGUUUCAGGGGCGUCUUUUUCAUUGUGCCCUAGGACAGCUGCCCCGUGAAGCCUUUUACGUAACACGUCACUGGUCAAGAAAAAAAAAUUCUAGAAACCAAAAAGUUAUGGUAAAACUGGCUACACUGUACAAUCAUGAGUGAAGAUGAUACGUGGCGUACGCCCAAUUUUCGUCAAAAUGUUGUCAAUAAAAUUGAUGAAGCUAUCUCUCAAUCUGGGUUACCAACUACCAAAAAUAGUUUGGAAAUGGAAAAUCAUGUGUUCAUGAAAGCUAAAAGUAAAGAUGAAUACUUAAGUUAUGUUGCUCGCUUGCUACUACAUGUUGGUGGAAGAGAUAUGAGAGGUGGAAAUCAAAUGAUGAAUAUGAACCAAAAUCCUGGAGCAGUUAAUGCUACAACACUUUUGCAGACAUUAAGUAAUCGACCUCAAACUCAAAACAAAUUACCAGGUCAAAUGCCAAUGGGAACUGGCCAAAUGAAUCAAGCUCCACCAGGUACAUUAAGACCUAAUGUACCUAUGGGCCAAGGACCAAUGAUUCAAAAUUCUGGGCCAGGUCCUAUGAAUAACCAAAUGGGGCAAGUUUCUUCAAUGCCAAUGACAUCUGUAAUGGGUGGCCCUCCUAUGCAAGGAAUGCCUGUUCAAAUGUCGGGGCAAAUGCCAGGAAUACCUAAUAAUAUGCAAACCGGUCCAAUAGGACGAAUGCAACAAAGAAAAAUGCCAAAUACUCCAGAUAAUGUAAUGAUGGUACCGAACCAACCUAAUGUUGGAGGAUUUUCUGGUGGCCCACCCAGAUCUGUUGGAACAAAUCAAUUUCUUAAUCAUAGUCCAUCAUCUCCCCAACAGUCACCUGUCAAUGUGCUACCUGGAAAUCAAAUGAUUGCAUCUCCUAGUGGACCACAAUUAACCCCUAGUGGUAAUAUUGGAGGACCUAUUAGAUCUAUUGGUCCAGUGCCUUCUCCAGGCAGUUCAGUUCCAACAUUGAAUACUCCAAUAAAUCCUUCAUCAAAUGCUGGGCCUAGUCCCUUGGCACAAGAAGAUAUUGCUUAUAGAGAAAAAGUUAGACAGCUUAGUAAAUAUAUUGAACCAUUAAGAAAAAUGAUAGCAAGGAUUGGGAAUGAAGAUGUUGAAAAGUUAGCUAAAAUGAAAAAGCUUUUAGAAAUUCUAUCAUCACCUAACCAGAGAAUGCCUUUAGAGACAUUGCUAAAAUGUGAAAUUGCUUUAGAAAGGUUAGAUUUGAGCAGGGGUGAAGGAGGUAGUGUUCCUCCACCUCCUACAAGUACAAUGAGGGAAGUACAUCCUCUUAUAGAAGUUAUUAGUUCAAUGAUACAAUCUCCUAAUUUUAACCAUACUUUACAUCGAACUUUUGCUCCUUGUAUUGAAUUUAUGGUGGGUCCAAGAAGACCAAUUUCACCACCUCCAUUUACUGGUAAUGAUAAUUCCAAUGAAGUUCAAAGUAUUAUACCAAAAGCAUUAGAAGGAGAAAUAGCUCGACUUGAUCAGCGCUUUAAAGUAUCUUUAGAUCCUGUGCGUCCUAGUGGAGCUUCAUGCAUUCGAUUAUUAUGUCAAUUAGAUGAUAAAAAUUUGCCAUGUGUUCCUCCUAUCAAUGUAAUUGUAUAUGAAAAUUAUCCUCCGGCCAAUCCUGCAUGUGUAAUUUCAUCUAAUGAUUAUGGAGGUACAUCAUUUCUUAUGUGUGUAAAAGAUGUCUUUGAAUCCAGAAUGAUGUUAAUGCCAGUUCGCUUCACUGUAUCACACAUUCUUGACUCUUGGGAAAUGAGUGUGAGACAAGCAGUAGCAGCAUUACUUGACAAUAAAGAUAUUGUUACAGACUGAUGUUUUAAAGUUAACUGCUAAUAUAUACUAUUUGAAUGUCAUAAAAUGAUUGUUAUUGUUUUAUUAAUUUUUAUUGUUAUUUUUUGAUAAUGAUAUGUGUAACUUAUUUUCAAUAAUCUACUUAAAAUAGAAAAUGGUCUAUUUGAAAAUUUAUAUUUAUAAAUCAUUGUACUUAUUUUGAAGCUUAAAAUACUUUAUAUAUAGUUUAUUUUAUUAUUUUUUGAUCUGCACAUAUUAGUUUAAGCAAUUAGAAUAAAUUAUUCAUAAUUAGA